This is a messenger RNA of Chaetura pelagica (chimney swift), 2499 nucleotides long. It is a transcript of the gene MED16, whose product is annotated as mediator complex subunit 16. Gene Ontology annotation, biological process: positive regulation of DNA-templated transcription. The record is from RefSeq and is a predicted model, not a curated record. NCBI's taxonomy places the organism in Eukaryota, Metazoa, Chordata, Aves, Apodiformes, Apodidae. Bases 10 to 2499 code for a protein of 829 amino acids. Gene Ontology annotation, cellular component: mediator complex. Gene Ontology annotation, molecular function: protein binding. The transcript has 14 exons.
GGGGUCGCCAUGGACCUGGCCUAUGUCUGCGAGUGGGAGAAGAAGCCCAAGAGCAACCACUGCCCUUCCAUCCCCCUCGUGUGCGCCUGGUCCUGCCGAAACCUCAUCGCCUUCACCACCGACCUCAAGAACGAAGAGGAGAAAGAUCUCACCCACAUGGUCCACAUCAUCGACACCGAGCACCCCUGGGAUGUCUACUCUGUCAACUCUGGCCACGCUGAGGUCAUCACGUGUCUGGAGUGGGACCAGUCGGGCUCCCGGCUGCUCUCGGCAGACGCCGACGGGCACAUCAAGUGCUGGAGCAUGAGCGACCACCUGGCCAACAGCUGGGAGAGCACGGUGGGCAGCGUGGUGGAGGGGGACCCGGUGGUGGCCCUGUCCUGGCUGCACAACGGUGUCAAGCUGGCUCUGCACGUGGAAAAGUCUGGAGCGUCCAACUUUGGGGAGAAGUUCUCCAGGGUGAAGUUCUCUCCGUCGCUGACGCUGUUUGGCGGGAAGCCCAUGGAGGGCUGGAUCGCCGUCACCAUCAGCGGCCUGGUCACCGUGUCGCUGCUCAAGCCCAACGGGCAGGUCCUCACCUCCACCGAGAGCCUGUGCCGCCUGCGCUGCCGCGUCGCCCUGGCAGACGUCGCCUUCACGGGUGGGGGGAACAUCGUGGUGGCCACAUCUGAUGGCAGCAGCACCUCCCCUGUCCAGUUCUACAAGGUCUGUGUCAGCGUGGUGAACGAGAAGUGCAAAAUCGACACUGAGAUCCUGCCCUCCCUCUUCAUGCGCUGCACCACGGACCCUUCCCGCAAGGACAAGUACCCAGCCAUCACUCACCUCAAGUUCCUGGCUCGGGACAUGUCAGAGCAGGUGUUGCUUUGUGCUUCCAACCAAAACAGCAGCAUCGUGGAGUGCUGGUCCCUGCGGAAGGAGGGCUUGCCUGUCAAUAACAUCUUCCAGCAGAUCUCCCCUGUGGUUGGAGACAAGCAGCCCAUGAUCCUGAAGUGGAGGAUCCUCUCUGCCACCAACGACCUGGAUCGGGUGUCGGCCGUGGCGCUGCCCAAGCUGCCCAUCUCCCUGACCAACACGGACCUGAAGGUGGCCAGUGACACCAAGUUCUUCCCUGGACUGGGACUGGCUCUGGCCUUCCACGACGGCAGCGUCCACAUCGUGCACCGCCUGUCCCUGCAGAUGAUGGCUGUUUUCUACAGCUCCUCCCAGCGCCCCGGGGACGAGCAGAGCAUCAAGCGGCAGCGCACGGCCAGUCCCCUGGUGCACUUCAAAGCCAUGCAGCUCUCCUGGACGUCUCUGGCCUUGGCGGGCAUUGAUAGUCACGGGAAGCUGAGCAUGCUUCGCAUCUCCCCCUCUAUGGGCCACGUGCUGGACAUGAACAUGUCCCUCCGUCACUUGCUGUUCCUGUUGGAGUACUGCAUGGUGACUGGCUACGACUGGUGGGACAUCCUCCUCCACGUCCAACCCAACAUGGUGCAGAACCUGGUGGAGAAGCUGCACGAGGAGUACAUGCGGCAGAACGCGGCCUUGCAGCAGGUCCUCUCCACGCGCAUCGUGGCCAUGAAGGCAUCUCUCUGCAAACUCUCCUCCAGCACCAUCGCCCGCGUCUGUGACUACCAUGCCAAGCUCUUCCUCAUCGCCAUCAGCUGCACCCUCAAGUCCCUGCUGCGCCCCCACUUCCUCAACAACCCGGACAAGAGUCCCGGGGACCGGCUCACCGAGGUCUGCUCCAAGAUCACAGACAUAGACAUUGACAAGGUGAUGGUUAACCUGAAAACUGAAGAAUUUGUCCUGGAAAUGACCACGUUGCAGUCCCUGCAGCAGCUCAUCCAGUGGGUGGGAGACUUUGUGCUCUAUCUGCUGGCCAGCCUUCCCAACCAGGGCUCCCCGGUGCGCCCGGGACACAGCUUCCUGCGGGAUGGAGCCUCCCUCGGCAUGUUCCGGGAGCUGAUGGUGGUGAUCCGCAUCUGGGGGCUGCUGAAGCCAAGCUGCCUUCCUGUCUACACGGCCACCUCUGACACCCAGGACAGCAUGUCCCUCCUCUUCAGGCUCCUCACCAAGCUUUGGCUCUGCUGUCGUGAGGAAAAUCACAUAACGGAGCCCGAUGACACCCUGAUAGAUGAGUGUUGCCUCCUGCCCAGCCAGCUGCUCAUUCCCAACAUCGACUGGUUGCCCAUCAACGAUGGCAUUAUCAGCAAGCUGCAGAACAAGCAGCUUGUCCGGCUGCAGUUUGGGAAGGCUCCCGGGCUCGUUGGUCACACUGUCUCUUCCCAGUUUGACGCCUUCAUCAGGGCACCUGGACAGCCCAAAAUCGACCACCUGAGGCGGCUUCACCUGGGCGCGUACCCGACGGAGGAGUGCAAGUCCUGCACCAGGUGCGGCUGCGUCACGAUGCUCAAGUCUCCCAACAAGGUGACAGCAGUGAAGCAGUGGGAGCAGCGCUGGAUCAAGAACUGCUUGUGUGGGGGGCUGUGGCGGAGGAUGCCCCUCAGCUACUCCUGA